GUAGGAAUGAAUUAUGUGCAUCUUAUGAUAAGAAUUUCGAUAAGCAAACUUGUCUUAGAGGCGUCUCCUAUAACCUGUCACAUCCAUAGGACGAGGUUCAAACUUCAUUAAUUACUCUCGUCGGGAAGGCUGAGUGACCAUCCCAUCUUGGGGACCCAAAAUGUCCAUUCAGAGUCUCACGUUCUCACUACUACGUAUAUCCCAUACCACUUGAUGAUUACCAUUGUCCCAACUGGAGAAAGAGAAAAUGGCAGGCACUUCAAUCAUAAUUUCGGCCAAAAUGCUUUUUAGCCCAUCAUUCAUGCAUCUAGAACAAAUGUUAGGACACUUCCAAAAUUCCUAAUAUGAACGCGCCUCACUCUGUUCCUUUUUUGGCUCAAGCCGUGUUUUUGGUCUUCCUAAAGUCCUUCAAUGAAAGCUUAAAUUACUCGUUGACCUUUGUAGGUGCUAAACAGUUACACGGUAAUUUACUUCUCCGACCCGUCCCAUUUUAAUAGUCCACUCUGUUGAACUAAAACGAGACAGAGAGAGUACUAUUCUUCCACUUAUAAAAGACGUUGAGUUGGUUGGGAGUCAUUUAAGCAUCAAGCCAUCAAUGUUCAACUUCCUCCUCAAAUGCAAUGAAAUUCAUUAGACAUUUUCUUGUUUCACUCAUACUACUUUGCAGUGUUCUUCUUUCUGGGGCUCUAUCAAUCUCAGGACCAAGAACACUAAAUGUUGAAAUUGAGGCAUUGAGAGCAUUCAAAAGCUCAGUUAGAAGUGAUCCAUUGGGUGCACUUGACAAUUGGAUUGAUGCCAACCACCAUUGUAAUUGGACUGGAGUUGCAUGUGAUAAUUCUUCUUCUUCUGCCAGCUUCAGACAUGUCAUUUCCAUCUCUCUGGUGGAUAGACAGCUCCAAGGUGAAAUCUCUCCUUUCUUGGGAAACCUCUCAAGACUCCAGGUUCUUGAUCUUGCCUUGAAUUCAUUUACUGGGAGUAUCCCUCCUCAGCUGGGGAAAUGUUCCAUGCUUACUGAACUCACUCUUGUUUCCAACUCUCUUUCGGGUCGAAUCCCGGGAGAACUUGGAAACCUUAAAAGUAUACAAGCAAUGGACCUUGCUAACAACCUCUUGAAUGGGACAAUCCCAGAUAGCUUCUUCAACUGUACAUCUCUGGUUCAGAUAAGUAUCAUCUAUAAUGAACUCACAGGGAACUUACCUUCAAGUAUUGGCAACUUGAUCAAUGCUCAGCUAUUUGUUGCUUAUGGAAAUCAACUUCAGGGUCCAAUACCAUCUUCCAUUGGGAAGAUGCUGGCAUUGCAGGCUCUUGAUUUAGACUCUAACAAAUUAUCUGGAAGUAUACCUCCAGAAAUUGGAAACUUGACCAACUUGCAAAUUGUCAAUCUCUUCUCUAACUUUCUGUCAGGGACAAUCCCUGCUGAAUUCGUUCGCUGUUCGAAUUUAGUAGCUUUGAACAUAUAUGACAAUCAGUUCAGUGGAGCCAUUCCUCCUGAACUUGGUAAUUUAACCAGUUUGGAAGAGUUAAGGCUGUCCCAGAAUAAACUCAACUCCACAAUCCCAGACUCUUUGUUCCAGCUAAAAUCGCUAACCCGAUUAGGCCUCUCUGAGAAUGCAUUGUUUGGAGUAAUCCCAAAUCAAAUUGGGUCUUUGAGAUCAUUGGAAGUAGUUACCCUCCAUGGGAAUAGAUUGACAGGGAAAAUCCCUUCAAGUAUAACCAAUUUGUCCAACCUAGUAUACUUAACUUUGAGCUUCAAUUCAUUCACAGGUUCCCUUCCCUCAGAUAUUGGUUUGCUCAGUAACUUGAGGAACUUAUCAGCUGAUAAUAACUUUCUUGAGGGUUCAAUCCCUCCCAGUAUAACCAAUUGUACUCAUCUUGAAAGAAUAGCCCUGACCCUGAAUAGAGGACUUUCAGGAGAAUUGCCAACAGGGUUAGGCCAAUUGUCUAACCUCACAUUUUUCAGCGUUGCUGGGAACCAGAUUUCGGGCCAAAUCCCUGAGGACAUCUUCAACUGCCCCAAGCUCGAAAUUCUUCAUGUUAACGACAACAAUUUCACAGGGAAGCUCAGUUCAAGCAUUGGGAGAUUGGCAAGUCUUCGAUCUUUCCGAGCUGGGUUCAACUCAUUCCUUGGUCCCAUCCCUCCAGAAAUUGGUAACCUGAGUCAAGUCAUUUACUUGUAUCUUCACGGGAACAAUUUUUCUGGCCUGAUUCCUCCAGAGUUAUCCAGACUUGGGCGCUUACAAGGCCUCACACUGCAUUGCAACGAGCUGGAAGGCGCGAUACCGGAGGAACUUUUUAAGCUGAAACAACUCUCUGAACUUCGUCUGCAACAGAACAAGUUGGUUGGUCCAAUACCAGAAGCAAUCUCCAAUAUGAAGUCACUGACUCAUUUGGAUGUUAGUGAAAACAUGCUCAAUGGAAGCAUCCCGAAAGGUAUGGAAGAUCUCGUUCGUCUCAGUGUCCUGGAUCUGUCAAGAAAUAACCUGAGUGGAAGCAUUCCUGGUUCAGUGAUUGCAAGGUUGAAAAACAUGCAAAUAUAUCUGAAUCUUUCGCACAAUUUCUUUGAUGGAACCAUUCCAAAUGAAAUUGGAAGUUUAGGAAUGGUGCAAGUUAUAGACUUGUCAAGCAAUAAUCUCUCAGGAAGUAUUCCUGGGGGAAUUCUAGGUUGCAGGAAUCUUUACUCUCUAGAUCUUUCUGAUAACAAGCUUUCAGGAGAUCUUUCAGAAGAUGUUUAUCAACUCAGAGAGCUCUUGAGUUUGAAUCUCUCAAGAAACCAAUUAGGCGGCGAACUUCCUGCGCAAUUAGCAAACCUGGUGCAUCUUCAGUCCCUUGAUCUUUCGCAAAACAAAUUCCAUGGCAACAUUCCUGAAACCUUAGCUGAUCUCUCAACCUUAAAAUUCCUCAACCUUUCUUUCAACCAGCUUGAAGGUCAUGUUCCAGAAAAUGGCGUAUUUCGAAACCUGAAUACCAGUAAUCUUGUGGGAAAUGCAGCCCUUUGCGGAGCAAAACUUGACAAGCCAUGCAACCCUGUCAAAAACCUGAAGCACUCAAACUCCUUCAAGAAAAGAACCGUUUUCAUUCUCCUAGCUCUCGGAUUGGUUGGCGUGCUCAUUCUGUCAGUGUUUGCGAUCUUCCUGCUUCGUCAAAGAACAAGAACUCAAAAGAUCACAGAAGUUGAAAACUCAGAACCCAGGUAUGCUGGAUCACUGCCCUUCAAGAGAUUCAGCCUGAAGGACAUAGAGAUCAUGACGAAUUUCUUCAAUCAGGAUAACAUCAUUGGGUCCAGCAGUUUAAGCACGGUUUACAGGGGCAUAAUGGAAGAUGAGAAGGCUGUGGCAGUAAAGAUAUUGAAUCUACAGCAGCAUUCAGUAGAUUUAGAUAAACAUUUUGACAGGGAAGUCCAGACAUUAGGGCGAUUAAGACACAGGAACCUUGUUAAAGUGCUUGGUUAUGCUUGGGAAAGCGGGAAGCUGAAAGCUCUAGUUUUAGAGUUCAUGGAGAAUGGAAGCUUGGACAUAAUGAUACAUAACUCUACAGUCACUGAUUCCAAGUGGACAGCAUCAGGGAUUAUGGAUGUUUUGAUUUCCAUCGCGAACGGGCUGGUUUAUCUGCAUUCAGGUUACGAUUUCCCUAUCGUGCAUUGCGACUUGAAACCAUCUAAUAUACUCUUGGACAAAGAUUUUGUUCCACAUGUGAGUGAUUUUGGGACAGCUAGGAUUUUGGGAAUUCAUAUGGAGAGUGGAAGUGACUUUUCUACUACUGCAUCAGCAUUUGAAGGAACUAUUGGCUACUUAGCACCAGAGCUUGCAUACAUGAGGAAGGUUACAACGAAGGUAGAUGUGUUCAGCUUCGGAGUUAUUGUACUGGAACUGCUCACGAAAAGACGGCCAACCGGACUUAUAGAAGAUCAAGGGACACCAAUCACAUUGCCUCAUCUGGUUAAACAAGCCCUUAAAAGAGGAACCAAGGGGUUAGUUGAGGUUAUGGAUCCUGGUUUAGCACCAUAUGCCUCAAAGAAUCAGCAGGCAGUGGAGGGCCUAUUGAAUCUAGCUUUGUCAUGCACUCAUCAAGAUCCAGAAAACCGACCUGACAUGGAAGAUGUGUUAUCAUCCCUGGAAAAACUAAGCAAGCAAAUUUGAGGACUUUUGGGUAUCUAUCUUCUUUCACAGAAAAAUGAGUUUAGUUCUAAACAUUUGAGGGAAAUUUUGUAGACUAUUAUAGUGUCUGAAACAUGACCUUCAAGCAGAAAGAAAGAUGAACACCUGCAAGUUUGAAGGUCAUGCUGCAUUUUGUAAAGCUAAGUAGCUCUUUGAUGAAUGCUUGAUAAUUCAUGGCCAAUCAAAAAGAUACUUCAAAAAAAAAAAAAAAAUUUAUUGCUAACAAGAAAAUAUUAUUCAAUUGCUAGAGAUUUAGUGCUAAUUCAAUGAUUAUGACUCAUUUAUGUCCACUCCUAAUUGAGGUAUUGAAUUUUGUUAUAAGACUAUAAUUAAUUUCUAAUCAUUGGAAAGUCAAAACUAUUAGUAUGGAUUUAACUUCCAAGAUUUGGCAAAUCAUUUACUGUAUGUCACUAUAAUAACCAUACUAAAUUAAUAUUUCUCUCUUGUCUAUAUAAUUAUUGUUUUGUAACAGAAUGAUUCAGUUCAAUCUUACAAACUUCUUUUUAUUUUUCACAUAUCAUGUCGACCUAUAAACUGAUUAGUUGCUUGCUCUUUGGUUUAGUUAUCCUAAACCUUUUCACUGUCCACGAAUGUAAGUACGCGUAACAAAGAAAAAUUACAAAAAGUGGAAGCAAACUGUUUAAUUUUUACGGUCUAUUGUCUUUUUUUUUUUUUUUUCAUUUGUGAGAGAUUUAAACCUAAAUCGUGUGCGUUUAACAUCUUUUAGUGAUCAAUUGGUCGAUAUUGUGUCCGUUGUUAUAAACUGGAAAAAAAAUUACUCCCUCCGUCCCAUAAUUAUUGUACAGUUUGAGUUUUCAUUUAUAGUUCAAAUUAUGUUAAAAGUGAAAUCCAAACUGGACAAUAAUUUUGGGACGGAAGGAGUAUUUAUUUUCUAUGUAUUUUGCUCUAAAUUUUUUCACCUCCAUUUUUCAUUUUAUUGCAGGUGUUGAUGGAGGGAAUCGUAAGGUUAAGAGGAGUCCAGGGGAAAAUAUAGUUCUUGACUUUUGCAAGAAGGAGAGUGAAGGUGUGUGGUGUUGCCUGUUCAGUGGUAACCCUGAUAUUUGUUGGCCAACUAGAGAUGUAUGUGAAGCAAAAUGUCAUAAGACAUGAAGUUAUCGUCUAUAUAAACUCUUCAUCGCUAUGAAAAAAACUGGUAUUCUUCCCGUACGUCGUACGGAAUGUUAAACUAAUAUUAAUAUUUUAUUUUUAUUUUUAAUGAAAAUGUCAUUUUCAAGGUAUAAACCAAGAUCAUCGACAACCAUAACUAAUUGUAAUUGAGAGAUUUCUUAUUAAAGGUGUCACAACUUUCAUAAUUUCAGAUGAAAUUAAGACUAUUAUUCACAGAGAAUGAGUUAUGUUCUAAACAUUUGAGGUAAAUUUUGUACGUAAAUAUUCUACUGU
This is a messenger RNA of Oldenlandia corymbosa var. corymbosa, 5555 nucleotides long. Lineage: Eukaryota; Viridiplantae; Streptophyta; Magnoliopsida; Gentianales; Rubiaceae. The record is from the annotation of a GenBank genome assembly.